AUGGAGACGACGGGAAGGGAGGCUGGUGGUGAGAGUAGUGGCCCAGGGAUGCUGAGGAAUGGGGUAUCUCUAGGAGGGGCUGGAGAGGGCGGUUCUAGUAGAGCUGGAGGGAAAGGGAAAGAAGCAGCACGUGAUGAAGAUGCUGCAAAAGGGCGAUGGGCGGUCGUGGACAUGUCCGAGAUGAAUCUGUUUGGCGAGGGAACAAGUUAUGCUGGUGUACUGCUUUCCUCUGUUAUCACACCAACCCUUGGUGGUGCUACCAUGGGAUGCUGUUCCAGCCAGCAGCAGGAUCCAUCGUGUGCUGGAGUAGAUGGGAGUGGGCUUCCAAGAUUUUAUGUGCCGGGAGAAGAUUCAGGCAGGUUUGAAGGGUUGGGAUUCUACGGUCUGACAGCAGGUGAAGGGGGGCAAUCCUAUGCAUUUGCGGAGAGGUUCCCUUGCCAGCUCGUGGGGGUUGAAGAAGCCAAUGCAACUGGUGGAAGUGGGUUUGGUGCGAUGGAAGGCAAGGAGGGAGCGGAAGCGUGGGAGGUAUCUGCAGAGGAAAAUAUCAGUGGAAGCAUAGGGACUACCGGCAAGAAAGGGGUGAUGGAGGAGGAGGCUGCCUUAUAUCCACCACUCUCAGCAGCAGCAGCAGCAGCAGCAGCAGCAACAGCAGCAGCAGCAGCAGCAGCAGCAGCAGCAGCAGCAGCAGCAGCAACAGCAGCAGCAGCAGCAGCAGCAGCAGCAGCAGCAGCAGCAGCAGCAGCAGCAGUACCAACCGACAGCACGCUUGUUGUUGCCGCUGCCGCUCCCGCUGCCGCUCCCACAACACCAGCCGCAGCAGAAAGAACAGCAGACAAAACGUUUAUUGUUGCUGUUGCCCCUGCCGCUGCCACAACACCAGCAGGAGCACCGGUUGCAGCAGCAUAA
Messenger RNA from Closterium sp. NIES-65, 906 nucleotides. Lineage: Eukaryota; Viridiplantae; Streptophyta; Zygnematophyceae; Desmidiales; Closteriaceae. The record is from the annotation of a GenBank genome assembly.